GAACCUAAAAUACUCAGCCAAUGAGGAACCAGGGGAGGCAGCAGAGAUAAGCAUCGAGCAAUAGGGCAUAAAAGAUGUAAUGCUGUUUUCUGUGUGCUCUACUGCCUGUGGGAGGCCCACCGUUGUAAUUGCAAAUAAAAUGUGCUUUAUCAGAGACACUGUUGUGAUAGCUUAUUUGGAUGUUUCCAGCACAGCUGCAUUAAUCAAGGCUCCUUGGGCUAGUUAAUUGCUUUGUGAGGAAAAGUCAUUAAAGAAAAAUGCCAUUUUGGUAUUAGUGUGUGUAUGUGUGCUUGUGUAUGUAAAAGUGUGUGCUUUCCAGUGAAAUAAAUGGCUUUUUAAAUCUAGUUGAGUCUGGCAAUUCCUCUUCCACUGAGAGACAACUUCCUUCUCCACACAGGAACUUGAGGGGAAGGAAAUGGGAUGAAACAGAAAUAAAGAGAGAAGGGACAGUAGCACCUACAGAGGCAGCGAUCCUCGAAGCAAAUCACUUUCAUAGCAGGGCUGGGAUAAACUGGCGAUUCUAUCCUGCCCUGCGUCAGCUACAGCGGGCGGAGCUGGGAGGCAGGAGCCGCCCCUCAGCCGGCCGCCAUUUUGGGAGGGGCCGGGCCAGCCUCUGGCGCGCCCUCUGGCGCCCGCCUGCCCGCAGCCGAGGAGCAGCUUGACCGCCGGCCGAGCGUGCGGUCAGCGGCCAUGAAGUCCGUCUUCGUCACCGUGGGCACCACCAGCUUCGACGAGCUGAUCGCGGCCGUUUCUUCCCCGGCGGCCGAGCAGGUGCUCCGGAGCCGUGGUUGCCGGCAGCUCGUGCUGCAGAUCGGGCGGGGUGCAAUGCAGCCCUCCCCUCAGCACGGCCCGACCUUCGUGCGGGAAGUGUUCCGCUUCAAAGAGUCGCUGGCUGAGGAGCUGCGGAGCGCCGACCUGGUCAUCAGCCACGCAGGUGCAGGUAGCUGUUUGGAGACUCUAGAGGAAGGAAAGCCGCUGCUUGUGGUGAUAAAUGAGAAGCUGAUGGACAACCAUCAGCUGGAGCUGGCACGGCAGCUCCACAAAGAUGGACACGUCCUCUAUUGUAACUGCAGCACACUCGUGGAGACACUGCAGUCAAUGGACUUGUCAGCUUUGAAACCUUUUCCUCCUGGACAACCAGAAAAGUUUGCUUUGUUUUUGGAUAAAGUUGUUGGGUUUGAAUGGCCCGUCCUGUCGGUACUUUGGUGGUUUUCUUGCAAAACCAAACUCCCGAACCGGUGCUUCUCGUGCCCGAGCGCAGCUUCUAGUAGCGAUGUAGGAGCAGGUCCAUGCGUUUCCCUAACCUGCACGUGCUCCCCGAGGUGCGCCGUGCCCGCCCCGCAGGGUGCACGCAUGCAGGCAGACCGGCCGGCAGCAGCAGCGCCCGCAGCCGGGCACGAGCCCCCGCACUCGAGGCGGGCACAAGAGCGCGAGCGGCCGCACCUGGGCGCGCCGAGCGUCGACCCUCAUUGGCAGCCGGCUGCACCCCCAGUGCUAUGGGAGGAGCCUCGGCCCCGCUGGCCGGCCGGCACGAUGCACAAGGGCUGGAAGAAGUACUUCGGGCAGAAGUCGCUCAGCGAGGUGACUAUGGACGAGUACCUGGGCAGUCUCGGCCUGUACCGCAAGCUGACGGCUAAGGACGCCUCCUGCCUCUUCAGAGCCAUCUCGGAGCAGCUGUUCUUGUGCCAAAUUCAUCACAUGGAGGUGAGGAGAGCUUGCGUCUCGUUUAUGAGGCAAAACCAGCGGAACUUUGAAUCCUAUGUGGAGGGAUCAUUUGAGAAAUACCUUGAACGACUGGGAGAUCCAAAGGAAAGUGCUGGCCAGCUGGAAAUAAGUGCUUUAUCGGUGAUCUACAAUCGAGACUUUAUUCUGUACCGGCACCCUGGAAGGCCACCCACUUAUGCUACAGACAAUGGCUUUGAAGACAAGAUACUACUGUGCUGUUCUGGCAAUGGCCAUUAUGACUCUGUAUAUACAAAACAGUUUCAAGCAAAUGCUGCUAUUUGCCAGGCUGUGUUAUACGAGAUCCUGUACAAAGACGUGUUCCUCGUGGAUGAGGAGGAAUUAAGGUCUGCAGUUGAGAUGUUUCGAAGUGGUUCCAAGAAGAACAGAAACAGUGGCUGUCUAGAAAGUGAGGAUACGAGCUUCGGUUGUCUUCAUGAAAAAGUACCCAGAAAUCCAUCAGGAAAGAGAGGUGAUGACUGGGAAGGCAAUGAUGCUGACAAUCCAGUGGAAGAUAAGUUCAGACAAGGCACUGAAGAAGCAAAGACUCCAGAAAAUUCCUCGAAAAUGCCUUUCCCCUACAAAGUGCUAAAGGCUUUGGAUCCAGAGAUCUAUCGAAAUGUGGAGUUUGAUGUUUGGCUGGACAGCAGAAAAGAGCUUCAAAAAACUGACUACAUGGUGUUUGCGGGGAGACAGUACUAUUUAGGAGACAAGUGUCAGGUGCGUCUGGAUCCUGGAGGUAAGUAUUACAAUGCUCAUAUCCAGGAAGUUGGGCAGGAUAGCAACACGGUGACUGUUUUCAUUGAGGAGCUGGCAGAAAAGCAUACCGUUCCUUUGGCAAGCUUAAAACCAGUGACACAAGUAGCACCUGUCCUUGCUUGGAAUGUGGUUCCCAGCCGAAAAGGAGGAAGCUAUCAGAAAGGUGGUGGAUACUUCUCAGGAAUAGAAAUGGAUGUGAAAACACGGAAGAGAUUGCUUAAGAAAGUUCGUGGAAAGGAAGUCUUUAUGGCAAUGGCUUAUAGUAGGGGUCAGCCAGUUCUCCCGCCCCGGCUGCAGCAUGGUGUUCCCCCAGGGCGCUCUCCUCCAGUUCACUGCUCGCAGGGUGCUGGAAACAUGGCACCUUAUGGACCCUAUCAUCCUCCGAAUCCUCCCCAGAGGCAUAACCGUGGAUUUGGAAUGACGAGGGGAUCUGCCCGAUUUAUAAACAGGCACAACAUGGUUGGCCCUCAAAUAGCAUUCUACCCCAGUCCAGGAAAGAGAUGCUAUCAGAACUAUGACAGUUUCUCCUGCAGGUCACGUUCAUACAGCCGUAGCUGCCGUCAGAUGCAGUGUGUGAAUAAGGAAUGUCAGUAUGGGUUUGUACCAGAGAAUGGAGAAGAGCCUCAAGGAUCAGAAGAAACAAUAACUUUCUAUGAAAUUGAAGAAGGGAAUGAAACUUCUUUUCCUGCCUUAGCAGGCCAGGGUAGCCCUACUGCAAUUGUUCACAGUCCAGCAGGUUUUUGGGUAGCAAGAAGAGGCCCCAACUCAGUUCCAGCCAACAAGCAGACCCUGAAUCCCUCAGAGGAAGAUGUAGAAGAAACGAGUGAAAAUGGGAAAUUUCAUGACGAAUAUCUGUAUGCACCUCCAGAUCCAGACUGUGAAACUGCAGCAGUGUUUCAUUCAGCAGAGCCUACAGCAAACUUGGAAGAAGGGCCAGUGUCCGUGUCACCUCAAGAUGGAGUGGCUUCCUACGGCUAUCCCCAGAAGGUGAUGGUGAACUCCGCAGUAAUUGCUACCUCUGCAGGUGUUAAUGCUGCCCCACCUACAGUCUUCUCCUCAAAUUCUGCCUCCACACAAGCCAGUGUCACAACAGCAGUUCCCCCACAAACAGCAAUUCAACCAGUUCUAGUCUCUCCCCCUUCUAUAGGGAGGCCAGUACCAGUUUCUUCACUGCCAUUCCCAAUUUAUUCAGCUCCUCUUCCUCCAGCUAAUGAGGUGGGAGAAGCUGGUGCCGUUCCUCCACCUUACUCUUGUGAUCCCAAUGGCAGUGAUCUGCCAAGAGAUACGAAGGUCUUGCAGUAUUAUUUUAAUCUGGGAUUGCAAUACUAUCACCAGAGUUACUGGCAUUCCAUGGUCUAUGUACAGCCAGUGCCACCAGCAUCAUCUGUGGAGGCUUAUUCAGCAUAUCCUGAGCCAGCUCAUGUCAUGGAUCAGUCGGUACCUCAUCUCUACGAUGCUGGGCGAGCUGAGGUCCAACAUGUUCCCCUUGAUGUGCCUGCAAAUGGUAACUUUCAAAACACAGAGCCUCCAGCCCUGUCCCAUGGCAUGGUGUAUUACCCGGUGGUGUCAGACCCCUAUAGCCAGCCAUCUGCUCCAGGGUUUGACCCUUGCAUCUCUUUAGUACCCGCCUAUCAAUAUAUUGGUUCGUGGCAUUCAUUAAAUCCACCACAUGGAAAUUCUGCACGAGUUCCUAAUGCUGUAAGUUCUGGACAGCUGCACCAAGUCAGCUAUGUUGCCUCACCUAACCCUGCGGUGCCUUAUGUGCCUCCAGGAAUGUAAGUCUGGGAGGGUGUAAGCUCAUUUCUUGCACUUAGUUUUUCUCGUCUUUUUUCCAUUAACUUGUAUUGCUUUGUAAGUGUUUGUCUCAGUGGGCUGGGGUGACUGAUCAGAUUGUGUUCGAUUCUGUGUUUCUUGCUAAUGAUAAUGAGUUUGACAGGAUGAAGUUUUAGUAGUUCAUCUAAGGCAGCAUAGGAGAGGAGUAUCCAUAAACUAUAGCGCAGGGGAACACAAUGCAUGUAUUAGAUUACAUUAUAAAAUGUGUAAAAACAUACUGUCACUAAGGGAAGUUGCAUUACGUACCUGUGUGAGUGGGUACACCGUAGCACUUAAACACGUGGUUCUUGUCCAAGCACAGCUGCCAUUACAGCCACAGCAACAAAUUGGGUUCAGAGUUGGUUAGAGGACAGAAUUGUUUGAGAUAAGUUGGUGUUCAGAUUUCACAAAACAAAACUUGUUUUGCUGUUAGUGAUCACGUAUUUGUAAUAUGUGGUUUCAUUCUGUGUUGGCUUCAUGGCUCCUAAAAAUGGAAGAUAUUGCUUCGACCUGUUCUACUGUAUAUCGUUGUGUAUCUGUAAGAUGACGUUUUGUGAAAGCUGUUGCACGAGUGGUGGUAGUUCUGGUGUCUGAUUAGCACUGAUAGCACAAAAUAAAAGCAUCUAACCCAUGGAAA
Molecule: messenger RNA, 4930 nt
Organism: Coturnix japonica (Japanese quail)
Lineage: Eukaryota; Metazoa; Chordata; Aves; Galliformes; Phasianidae
Source: RefSeq, a predicted model, not a curated record